This is a messenger RNA of Planococcus citri (citrus mealybug), 1958 nucleotides long. It is a transcript of the gene Eno, whose product is annotated as enolase. The transcript has 9 exons. Gene Ontology annotation, molecular function: phosphopyruvate hydratase activity; magnesium ion binding. Gene Ontology annotation, cellular component: phosphopyruvate hydratase complex. Bases 236 to 1549 code for a protein of 437 amino acids. NCBI's taxonomy places the organism in Eukaryota, Metazoa, Arthropoda, Insecta, Hemiptera, Pseudococcidae. Gene Ontology annotation, biological process: glycolytic process. The record is from RefSeq and is a predicted model, not a curated record.
UUCACGUUUUCUAAUGAUGAAAUUAUUGUCAAUGUGCAUCGAAGCAUGAUCUUUUCUUUCUUCAUUUAAUUGAAAGUGAAACUGUAUUGUUAGCUUACUGAACGUAAAAGUUUUGCAAUUGUAUCUCGUGUCAUCAGUCAACAAAAUUUUGGCUUUACAUUUCAAGUUCAAAUCAAUUUUGAAUCCGGUUAAGGUUUAUUCUUCUAUUAUCAGCCGAGCCUUUUCAACCGAUAACAUGCCGAUCUCAAAGAUAAUCGCUCGUCAAAUUUUUGACUCCAGGGGAAACCCAACCGUUGAAGUCGAUCUGUAUACCGAUUUCGCUGGUACGAACUAUUUCCGUGCCGCAGUUCCUUCGGGUGCCAGUACUGGAGUUCAUGAAGCGUUGGAAUUACGUGAUAAAGUGAAAACCGAAUAUAUGGGAAAGGGCGUGAAAACGGCUGUCGCCAAUAUCAACGAUAAGCUUGGACCCGCUCUGAUUAAAAAAGGUUUCGAAGUUACUGAACAAAGAGCCAUCGAUGAAUUCUUGAUCGCUCAAGACGGUACUGAUAAUAAAGGCAAAUACGGAGCUAACGCCAUUUUGGGUAUCUCCUUGGCUGUUGCCAAAGCCGGCGCAGCUAAAAAAGGCAUUCCUUUGUAUAAAUAUAUCGCCGAAUUAUCUGGAAAUGAUCAACUAGUCUUACCUGUUCCUUCGUUCAAUGUUAUCAAUGGCGGUUCUCACGCUGGUAAUAAAUUGGCUAUGCAAGAAUUCAUGAUCCUGCCUACCGGAGCUAAAUCAUUCACCGAAGCAAUGAAAAUUGGUUCCGAAGUUUACCACAAUUUGAAAAAAGUCAUUCAAGAUAAAUUCGGUCUUGAUGCUACCGCUGUAGGAGAUGAAGGUGGUUUUGCUCCCAACAUCUUGGACAAUAAAGAAGGUUUAGUUUUGAUCAGAGAAGCUGUCUCUAAGGCUGGAUAUUGCAACGAAGUCGAAAUCGGAAUGGAUGUUGCUUCUUCGGAAUUCUACAAAGAUGGAUUAUACGACUUGGACUUCAAAAAUCCCAACUCGAGCAAAUCUACGUGGUUAACGCCUCAACAAUUGGCUGACGUUUAUACCGGUUUCGUUAACGAAUUCCCCAUUGUUUCAAUCGAAGAUCCAUUCGAUCAAGAUGAUUGGGAAGCAUGGUCCGCUUUCACGAAAUGCGUCAAAAUCCAAAUCGUAGCCGAUGAUUUAACCGUAACGAACCCAAAACGUAUCCAAGAAGCUGUCGAAAAGAAAGCUUGCAAUUGUUUAUUGCUGAAAGUGAAUCAAAUCGGUUCCGUCACCGAAGCUAUCGAUGCUCAUAAUCUAGCCAAAAAGAAUGGCUGGGGUACCAUGGUAUCUCACCGUUCGGGUGAAACCGAAGAUUCCUUCAUCGCUGAUUUAGUGGUUGGAUUAGGAACUGGACAGAUCAAAUCUGGAGCUCCUUGCCGUUCUGAAAGAACCGCUAAAUACAAUCAGUUGUUACGUAUCGAAGAAGAAUUAGGCGAUGCGGCUAAGUACGCUGGAAAGAACUUCCGAAACCCAUCUAAGUGAUAAAAUACUUCACAUUUCCAAUACACGUUAAAUAUAGUAAUUUAUUUCGCCGCUUCGAUCACGCUAUCGUGGAAUCAAAUCGCUUCGACAAGCUUGUAUUUUGUAUAUUUCGAAACUUUUCAGCCUAUUAAUUCGAAGGCUUUAAAAAUAAAUACGAUUACCAUUGCUUUACGCUGAAAAUAACCAUUCUAAGUAUUGUUUUUCCUGUAAGAUAGAGUACUGUACGUUUUUAUACCAAAAAUCAAUUUACAAUUUUAAUUCACGUUCCAAUAUUAUUUUGUAAAAUAACAAAAUUAUCAAUAGUAAGGUUAAUACGAUAAUUGUACAAUUUUAAUUCAUUUUGAGAAUUUUAUGAUGAAACAUUGAAAUUUAUAGUAUGAAAAAAAUAUACUUAUGAGACAAUUUUGAA